Molecule: messenger RNA, 2186 nt
Organism: Pezoporus flaviventris
Lineage: Eukaryota; Metazoa; Chordata; Aves; Psittaciformes; Psittacidae
Gene: HDAC2
Product: histone deacetylase 2
Exons: 15
Coding region: 172-1827 (551 amino acids)
Molecular function (GO): histone deacetylase activity
Source: RefSeq, a predicted model, not a curated record
CGCUUGCUUCCCCCCUCCCGCUGCCGAUGGUCGGGCUCGCUUGCGCUGCCCGCGGCCCGGCGUCGCGAGUUCCCGCUCUCCCGCGUCCGCCUUCUCCCGCCCCCACUCCGUGCCGGCUCGGCGCUCGCCUCGGCCUCCCGCUCCCUCCCCCCGGCCCGGCUCAGCAGCCCUAUGGCGUACAGUCAGGGCGGCGGCAAGAAGAAAGUCUGCUACUACUAUGACGGUGAUAUUGGAAACUAUUACUAUGGACAAGGGCAUCCGAUGAAACCUCAUAGGAUCCGAAUGACCCACAACUUGCUGCUAAAUUAUGGCUUAUACAGAAAAAUGGAAAUUUAUCGACCCCACAAAGCUACUGCAGAAGAAAUGACGAAGUACCAUAGUGAUGAAUACAUCAAAUUUCUCCGAUCAAUAAGGCCUGACAAUAUGUCUGAGUACAGCAAGCAGAUGCAGAGAUUUAAUGUUGGAGAAGAUUGUCCUGUAUUUGAUGGCCUGUUUGAGUUCUGUCAGCUGUCAACUGGAGGCUCUGUUGCUGGGGCAGUAAAAUUGAACAGACAACAGACAGACAUGGCUGUUAAUUGGGCUGGAGGACUUCACCAUGCCAAGAAAUCAGAGGCAUCUGGUUUCUGUUAUGUCAAUGAUAUUGUGCUUGCUAUCCUUGAGUUACUGAAGUAUCACCAAAGAGUGUUGUAUAUUGAUAUUGAUAUUCAUCAUGGUGAUGGUGUUGAAGAAGCAUUUUAUACUACAGAUCGUGUCAUGACAGUAUCAUUCCAUAAGUAUGGUGAAUAUUUUCCAGGCACUGGGGACCUUAGGGACAUUGGUGCUGGAAAAGGCAAAUACUAUGCUGUCAACUUUCCAAUGAGAGAUGGUAUAGAUGAUGAAUCAUAUGGACAGAUAUUCAAACCAAUUAUAUCCAAAGUAAUGGAGAUGUACCAGCCCAGUGCUGUGGUAUUACAGUGUGGAGCAGAUUCACUGUCUGGUGACAGGCUGGGAUGUUUUAAUCUUACUGUUAAAGGUGGCAAAGCUACUUCAGUUGCUCAUACAGCUCAGAUUUUUUUCCAUCUUACAUAUCUUGGAAACCAAGAGAGCUGCUGCCUCCUACAGAUGCCUUUCAGUAUGCUGUAUCUCCCUGGAGUGUGUACUGUCUUGGCACCAGUUCACUCUAUAUUUUGCAUAUAUUGUCAACUCUUUUUGUGUUUGACAGGUCAUGCUAAAUGUGUGGAAGUUGUAAAAACUUUUAACUUGCCAUUGCUGAUGUUGGGAGGAGGAGGAUAUACAAUUCGUAAUGUUGCUCGAUGCUGGACAUACGAAACUGCUGUUGCCUUAGAUUGUGAAAUUCCUAAUGAAUUGCCAUACAAUGACUACUUUGAGUAUUUUGGACCAGAUUUCAAGCUUCAUAUUAGUCCUUCAAAUAUGACUAAUCAGAAUACACCAGAAUAUAUGGAGAAGAUCAAGCAACGCUUAUUUGAAAACUUGCGUAUGCUACCUCAUGCACCUGGUGUACAGAUGCAGGCCAUUCCUGAAGAUGCUGUUCACGAAGACAGUGGUGAUGAGGAUGGAGAAGAUCCAGACAAACGAAUUUCUAUUCGAGCAUCUGAUAAGCGCAUAGCCUGUGAUGAAGAAUUUUCAGAUUCUGAAGAUGAAGGGGAAGGUGGACGACGAAAUGUUGCAGAUCAUAAGAAAGGAGCAAAGAAAGCCAGGAUAGAGGAAGACAAAAAAGAGACGGAGGACAAAAAAGCAGAUGUUAAGGAGGAGGAUAAAUCCAAGGACAGCAGUGGUGAAAAGACAGAUGCCAAAGGAGCAAAAUCUGAACAGCUCAGCAAUCCUUGAACAAAAGAUAGCCUCUCAUCAGUUGCAGAACAUAAUACUAGAGUUGGAGAAUACCUAAAAGAAGAAAAGUUUUCAUAUGGAGAGAGACUGCUGAUUUCAUUUUGUACUAUUUGGCAUGGACCGUAUUUAUUUUCAAACGGCUUUGUUCUGGUUUUUGGCAAGUUGUAUUGUGAGUUUUCUAAUUAUGAGGCAGAAAAUUGUUUUCUUCACCAUGCUUUAUGUAAUAGUAUUUAAAAAUGGAUGUGAGUUAUUAUGUUAAAUGUCUAAACUGAUCUAUUAAAGUAAUUUGCCUUUCCUGAGCUGAUUUUACCUUUUUUGUAAUUUUAUCUUUAUUAAAAAAAAAAAAAAAAAAGAAAAAA